UACCAUUAUGAGCGGUAAGCAUUAAAAGAUGACGGCUCUGUGUCCAUCCUUUUCUUCCUCUUAUGUAAUCUCGUCUGAUCGCAUCAAUUUUCUUCUUUCCAUUUCUUGACAUCUUUGUUGAUCAAGUGCAGUCGUAGCUGCAGGAUGGCUAUUCCACUUACAAUGGCUGGACCGCAGUAUCAUGACGACUUCGAUUCUACACCUAAGCAAGGCUCAACACCAACACAAGAUCAACCUUUAGACCAGCCUCGAGAACAGGUACAACCGUUGUCAGCUCACGAUACAUCAUCUCUUCCCGCCAAAGAUCAUAUAUGGAAGGCCAGACUUAACCUUCGUCUCUUCUCCAUCUGUGUUGACGCUCUUCUUCUUGUCAUUGUCUCUUUAUUGGCCUCUAGUUCUAGUGAUGGAACAAUCUCCAUCAUCUUCUUUGGGGUUAUCACUGCCCUUGCUCUAAUAUGGAACUUUGCGGACUCUAUCCAUCUCUGGACCAGAAGAUAUCGCAGCUUUAGUCCCUCCGUACGGAUUUACCUCGAUCUUCCCUUGUCGAUUCUCUUUGCAAUCUUGUCACUUACCUGUGGUUAUUUCGGUCCUUCGGAUCACGCAGUUCCCGGCUCAGCUCCAAGCACAGACGAGUCACAUCUUGGGAGACGAGCGCUUGGAUGUUUCGGCAUCACCAAAGUUCUCGUUCACAUGAUUCUAGUUUUCGUGGCUUACUACGAGAGAACACAAGCAAAGUCGUCCACAUUACAAAAUAACUAUGAGAGGACUGAGGGGGAUAUACCCAGAGACGAGGAAGAAGGGUUGCUAUUUAGCGAAAAUUCUGUCUCAAACAGAUAGUCGUGCUCAUUGACAGCUAGCGACUUGCGUUUCGUUUUCCACGCAUUAUACCAAUAACAUAGAGAGAUACCAACACAAGGAAGUAACAAGCAUAGGAGAUACCACCACCACUAAAUCCUUUUUUAUCCUGUUCCUAAUUUUCAGUCUCAGUACGUUCAAUCUCCAGUCUCUACCCCAUCACUGCCAACUCACAUCUUCCCGCCGCCUGGG
Fusarium oxysporum Fo47 is the source of this 1047-nucleotide messenger RNA. RefSeq lists its product as uncharacterized. The transcript has 3 exons. The record is from RefSeq and is a predicted model, not a curated record. Lineage: Eukaryota; Fungi; Ascomycota; Sordariomycetes; Hypocreales; Nectriaceae. Bases 145 to 837 code for a protein of 230 amino acids.